AUGGCUACCGAUCCUGAUAAGGUGAGUGCGCGCACGGCGUCCAAGCGCCAUCACCGAAGGCUGCUACGCAGUCUGAUGACGUUUGCGAGAGCUUUCAUGAUCCGAGAUCGCGGUCUCGAUCCACGGAGAACGGGUGCUUCCACCACUUCGAGCUGCACAGAGUCUUGGCAUGGAAACCCGCCGCCCCGACUGAUCAUCACCACAACUAAUCUGCAUAACAUCCACAUCUACUUACGUAUCAUCAUCUCAAUCCCCCUAACCCUAGCCUAACGCUGAAUUCAACCGCGAAUCCAUCGCGACGAUCCCAUCGGAGCAACGCAAAGACGAAAAGGAGCGUUCCAAAAAUGAUGCUCAAGUACUCGAGAGGGCCGGCGGUCAACCCGAUUUGACGACAAGUGGUUCUCCCGGAAGCGAUAAGAAAGAACAGAAUUUUGGAAAGGUGCGUCAAGGGUGCUCGAUCUGGGGUCCGGAAUCUACCCUGCACGCGACAGAGGGGGUCUCGAGUGGGACUCCGCUUCUGAGCUUGCCGUCAAGUUCGCUUGGAGUCGGAGCUGCAUGCUGUAGAGCUUUGCUGAUUACAAGCGUUCUUGCGACUCGCAUCUGCAGCCGAAUUCUGGGAACAAUAAGAACCUUCUCGAUGCUGGAACCUCGUUCGGUGGUGAUGGGUCAGCCGAGGGAGGAGUAAGCGGCCGCACCGAUUUGCUCGUCCAAGUUUUCGAGGACUGAUACUCGCAUACUCGUCACAGAUCAACGCGGAUGAAGGACCCAACCCCAAGGCGUACCGAUCAAAGCUCUGA
This is a messenger RNA of Microbotryum saponariae, 797 nucleotides long. The record is from the annotation of a GenBank genome assembly. Lineage: Eukaryota; Fungi; Basidiomycota; Microbotryomycetes; Microbotryales; Microbotryaceae.